Homalodisca vitripennis (glassy-winged sharpshooter) is the source of this 1183-nucleotide messenger RNA. RefSeq lists its product as uncharacterized. NCBI's taxonomy places the organism in Eukaryota, Metazoa, Arthropoda, Insecta, Hemiptera, Cicadellidae. Bases 155 to 970 code for a protein of 271 amino acids. The transcript is spliced from 5 exons. The record is from RefSeq and is a predicted model, not a curated record.
AAAUUAAAAUGAAUACUAAAUGUAAUGUGAUGUAAAGGAUGUGCCGCUCUGUAGAAAGCAUUCUUUAUAUUUUAAUACAUGAAGUAUGGGCAGAUUCAUAUUUUAAAAUCUUAAUUAAUUUUCUUCUUAACUAAACAGUUAAAUCAUAAACAUUAUGCUUGGCAAUGACAUUACAAACAAACUUCUGAAAACAAAUCCAUACUCUUUAGUGUUCUCUUUCAGUUUAGUUUUAAUAGGAUGUCUUGGACCCAUGCUAAUUCCACCUCUACAUAUUUCAGUAGUUUACUACUUUUGGUCCAAUUAUAAUCGAGCAAUUAAUAAACAUCUAUGUUCAUGUUCGUGCUGGGAUUCCAUAUUUAAAGGACCAUAUGAAUCAGGAGUUGCCUCAUACAAACACGUGUAUUUUAAUUCAACUUCAAAUUCAUUCAAGAUAUGGACUCUGACAGUGACCUGCAUAAUUCUGCUUUACGAGUCGACUCGCCGCCUAACUAAACUCGUGCUACAGAAGCGAGUUCGUUACUCUAUGACUCUUCUCUUCGUUUCCUCGAUGUUCUCUCAUUACUACUCUUGGUGGAUGUUUUUCAACUACUGGAAUGAUGAGUAUUACUUUCAGUGGUACCAUCAGGUGUUCUUCUCGGUGACUGAAGUGGUAUCAUCCGCACAGGUCCUCCUUCUCGCUGACAGGCAGGUCGGCCUCACCGUAGCUAGAACUCUACCUGUUGUUACCAUCGCUUUCAUCCAUAUUCUCGCAUCCUGUUCAGAUCAAUUCUUCCACAACGUUUUACAGGGAGAAGGAUACUCUUAUCAGGUAGUCCGAGAUAUCGGCUUCAUGAUAUCAGAUCUUCUUCAUGUGAUGAUUCCACUGUGGCAUCUGAAGAAUCAGAAGCAGACCAACCGGAUUCAGAACAGAGAUUGGAUUUACUUCUUUCUGACUGUUAUCAUGGGAUUGAUGGUUGUGUAUUUUUUAUAACAUCAACUGAUUAGCUGUGGAUAACGGCUAUUGUACAUUGUGAGGACUCAACAUUUGAGGAAAUUGUAAUUUUAAGCCCGAGAAGUUUUGCAAGAUAAAUCAUAACAAGAGAAUCUUAUCCUGGCUUCAAGAAGUGUGAAUUUGUGUUGCCAAGCCCAUUGUUUACAUGAUAGCAUAAAUCCAAGAAUUGUAAAUAAAACUUACAAAAACCCA